Messenger RNA from Topomyia yanbarensis, 2839 nucleotides. Its product is annotated as alpha-1,3-mannosyl-glycoprotein 2-beta-N-acetylglucosaminyltransferase. Gene Ontology annotation, biological process: protein N-linked glycosylation. The record is from RefSeq and is a predicted model, not a curated record. The coding region runs from base 284 to 1681 and encodes 465 amino acids. The transcript has 6 exons. NCBI's taxonomy places the organism in Eukaryota, Metazoa, Arthropoda, Insecta, Diptera, Culicidae. Gene Ontology annotation, molecular function: alpha-1,3-mannosylglycoprotein 2-beta-N-acetylglucosaminyltransferase activity. Gene Ontology annotation, cellular component: Golgi apparatus.
GUUUUCGACAAAACAGCAAUGUGUCAGCUGUGCAAACAGCAACCGAGCUAAGUUGGGGACAGAUUUUGAUAAAUAAAGUGCAAUCCACGUUAUUUGGAAUGGAUGUGAAUUUCAAAAAGUUUCAACCUUCUGAGUGUUUUGAUGCUGGGAAUACUGUGCGAUAACAACCCAGGUUACAACUGCCCGUGGAAGGUCUUACUCAUUCUAUACCGAAUCUAUUGAAAUAUCUACGCACUCGAUAACACUAUCAGUGCUUGAAGUUGUAAAAACACGAGCAGCUGAAAUGCGUCCGCGAAAAACGUUUCUCAUCGCGACAAUCCUUGUAGGAUGGAUUUUUACAACAUACCUAAUAUUUCUAAAGAAUUUCAAGGAUUCAAACCCUCGGAGAGAUCAUGAAGUGAUUCAGAAAGUUCGUUUGUUGGAGAAAACGAUCCAAAUGGAGGAAGAGAAUAGAGAGAAGCUGUACCGUGAGGUUAUCAGAAUUCUCCAGAAGGAGGAAAAAACUACUAGUCCCGAAUCACCACCCGCAGUAGUAAACAAUGUUGUCCAUCCGAAAGAAGUAUUAGAGCAGGGUGGCGAAUCUCCACCACAACCGGAAGCUGAGGUGAUACUCAGCAAAUUUCAACACAAGUACGUCGAUGAUGAUGUAAACAGUCCGAUCAUUCCGGUUUUAGUUUUUGCCUGCAAUCGACUUUCGGUAAAUAGAUGUUUGGACGAUCUGAUCAAACAUCGCCCGAGAUCAGAUCAGUUUCCUAUCAUUGUUUCCCAGGAUUGCGAUGACGAAGCUACGCGAAGCAUGAUUUUGUCGUACAAGGACAAUGUUACACUUAUUCGUCAGCCAGACCAAACGGACAUAACGGUACUACCAAAGGAGAAAAAAUACAAGGGAUAUUACAAAAUUUCCCGUCACUAUGGUUGGGCACUGAGGACGGUUUUCAAGCAAGGUUUCGAAUCGGUAAUUAUCGUGGAGGAUGAUCUUAGUAUCGCACCGGAUUUUUAUGAAUACUUUCUGGGCACUUAUCCAAUAUUGAAAAAAGAUCGUACGCUUUGGUGCAUCUCGGCUUGGAACGAUAACGGCAAGGAGGGACUAAUCGACAAUGCUGCUAGCGAGCUGUUGUAUCGGUCGGAUUUCUUCCCAGGGCUCGGCUGGAUGAUGACCAAGGAGCUGUGGGAGGAAUUGGGACCCAAAUGGCCAAAAGCAUUUUGGGAUGACUGGAUUCGGCAACCCGAGCAACGCAAAGAACGGGCUUGCAUCCGCCCUGAAUUGCCUCGAACACGAACUUUCGGAAAAAUUGGUGUUUCAAAUGGGCUGUUUUUUGAUAAACAUCUAAAGUAUAUAAAGUUGAGUGAAGAAUAUGUUACCUUCACUAAGAUGAAUUUGACAUAUUUGCAUAAAUCCAUUUACGAUGACAUGUUCCUGAAUGCGGUUUACCAAAGUCCAAUUGUUACAUUGGACGAACUCAAACGAGGUCAGGUAGUGACCAAGGAUCCCAUUCGGAUUACGUAUCUUACCAAAGAGCAGUAUAAACGUGCUACCAAGAACCUGGGUCUAAUGGACGAUUUUAAGAGCGGUGUACCCCGAACAGCCUACCGUGGCGUCGUAUCUUUUUUCUAUAAUGGGCAGCGUGUUUAUCUGGCCCCCAACACGAACUGGAAAGGAUAUGAUCUAACCUGGAGUUAACAGCAACGAGUAGUGGUUCCACGGCAUGCAAGUUUUAGCGUAUUUUUAAGCAAUCUACUGGGGAUACACUGGAACAGAUAAGGUUUUCCGAUGGAAAGCGAUCUCUUGUAUCAUGCGUACUAACAGACAGACUGAACUUCUAUUGUUUCCUACGAACUACCAUCAUCAUGCUCAAACAACAAUUUAUAGUAGACUCUAUAUGCCGAAAACUUGAAACCGAUAUCUUGCUGUAAUACAACAUCACUGCUUUCUCUAUUCCGUUUAGUUAGUUUGAACUGUCAGUUUUAAUAGUUUAUUUUUCCGAGAACCUAGACUAGGUAAUGUUACGCGAGAAUGCUUUAAUUGUUAGUUGGGAUUUGGUGGGGUAUGAGCAUUAAUAUUCGUUUUAAAUAAUUUAAACCCUGGUUUUAUCAGUGCCCAAUUUCAAAACCGAUAAAUGAGAUAUGUCAAACAUAAAGAAUUUAUUUAAAUUUGAUACUAGUCAAAUGUCAAAAAACAGACACCUGUUUAUGUCACAUCGGUAGCUAUCCUUCCGUUUGGGAAACUUACUAUCUGGGAUGGUAAUUUUUAUCGGCAGAAUGAGUACUGCAAAUUGAUUUAAUUUUUGAAAUCAAAAGGCUAUUUUCGUAUUUACUGUAUUCCUAUAUUCGCACCUAGAUGGUCAAAAAAUAAGGCUUGUGGAGUAACAUGUCCUAUCUACACCAGUGUGAAUUUAGUAUACUUCGGAUAACAACAAAUUCAGCAAUGAUUAGAAAAUUAUGAUUCUAGACUAGAGAAAUAAACAUCUUACGAAUAAUUUUACAUGUUCAACAGAUUUUUGCUGGAUAUUUUUCAGUAUCAAACAGUGGAAUGCCAAUUCGUUAUAAGUAUGUUUUAGGUUCUACAAAACACACAAGUGAGAGUUUAGGAAAUGUACCGUUCAUGGGCCCUAUUCUCACAGUCACGUCACGUAGUGACUAGAACAAAAUUUCCUUCUAGUCACUAAGUGACGUGACUGUGAGAAUAGGGCCCCAUAUAGCUGAACAAUAGUGAGAUCUCAAAAGUAAUUUUUCAAUGGAUUUCUACCUGACUAUUCUCUUCGUGUGUGAAAGGAAACAAAUCUAUGCAUUACACAAUAGAAGCCAGUGAUUGGCUGUGAUACGAUAAACAGUCUAUAUG